UACUUUCACAUAAACGAUGAAAUGAUUGUGUACACGAGAACUUUGUAUGACAUAAUUUUUCGGUAACUUUUUUUAGGUGAGUGUGGAGGAAUGGGCCCAAAUGUGGGACGACUACUCGAAGCAACCCGAGAGCGCCUUGGAAUGGCAGAACCAGUACCUGCGGUUCAUGUUCGAGUUAGAGGAUGCGUCUGGAGACGGUUCCAUUGACAUAGAUGAGUUCACCAGCGGGAAAAACGAAGUGAACUACGAGCAAUUUGUGGAUCUAUGGCAGCAGUUCUUCACAUCAGAAAAUCCAGAAGAUCCCGGUAACUACAUUUUUGGCAAAACCAAAUUUUAAAAAACUACUACCACGCCGCGCGAUUUGUACAACAUACAAAAUAUAUGAUGAUUUUUGUAUAAGUAUUAUAACUACGAAAGUUAAAUGAUACUAAAUAAAAAAUGUUUGUGUUAAAAUAUAUUGUUACAUAUCCUUAUGAACGCUGUAUCGAAACUACAACACUGGAUGGAACACCCCCUAACCCCUUCUUUGGAAGUAAUAAGUGUCAAGGGCCGCUUAAGAAAUAUUUGUAGUUCGUAGAUAUUUGUCAUUUCAAAAAGUUGUGCACCUGUGAAUAUUUCAGCGGCAUUCAUUGUGCUCGUAUGAAUACUUGUUUUUCCAAAAUGGCCCUAUUGAGUAUAAUAAUUAUAUAUCAUUGGUCAACGUAUUCUACCUGAAGAUCAGCAUCUACGCUAUAUUCGCGGGUCCCAAAAAUUAUCCGAGAUGAAAUGAGAUACCGAAGCGUCAUCCAUGAAAAUAUAUCACAGUUAUCUUUCUCAUAACCGUAAUAAUUAGAAAUUCAGUUCAAUGUCUCAUAUAUGGCGCUGUAACCAAGUAUGUUGAGCAUAUAGCUACAGCGUCAACUACGAGACAUUAGCCUUUUCAGAGUAGAAUUUCAUUUUUUUUAACAUCGUAAAGGUCCAUUGUGGCAGUGUUGUUCAAUGCAAAAUAAAACAGUACGUUAGCAUUAGAGAUAACUAUGAAUUCCAGUGGCGUCUCUGGAGACAAAAUGUACGCCAUCGAUUCUUUUGAAAUAGAUUUUUUUUUUCGGACAAAGCAGCUUAUGAUACAACUCUUGGUAUCUCGUCGUAGGAAAAAAAUAAUAACAGCGCCAUUGCACAUCGAAAAAUUAUCAAAAUAAAAUCAUAUCAACUCUGACCAGGCUUUUCGGGAGACAAAUUUAUCUGAACGUGUUUUACCUUAAUUUUGAUCAGGAGCACGCCAUUGUAAUUACGGUCUAUCAUUGACGCAUAUAAACCUGACGUUAUUUUAAAUAAUCAUAUUGAAGAAUGUUUAUCAUAAAAAAUUUACAAACGAAUUAGGAUGGUCUAAUAAAAAAGACGUUCUGAAUAAAAACUGAAACCUGCUUCUCUAAAAUACACAUUCUGUUUUUUAAAUCGAAAACUCCUACGAAAAUCUAACUUUCAACGCCAUUAAUUAGAAAAACAGGUAUUCUAGCUCAUUUCCCGCUGAAAUGAAACUAUGUUGUAGAGUGAUGAGGUUUACGUUAAUUAUGUGUUCCUUCCAGUAGACCUAUGAAAAAAAUGGUCUUUAAGACUAUCUUCUAGCCUAAACUUACUUUUCCAUGCCUUUUUACUCAGUGUAUACUCAGAAGAGUGGAAUGCUUCUAGUUGCCCUGCUCAGAUGAACUUAAGUCUCGCUUGUGGUCCGAUAAGUAAACACUUAAAGGCAAGUGACAAUUCUUAUACUAAGAAACGAAACAAUUUGUUUUGUUUAAAAAAUAUGAUGGUUGAGAUAUUCUGAGUGUACACGCUAUAGUAUUUCCACUUUCUAUUAAGAACUCUUAAACUAUCUUGUAGGAAAAGAUGUAGAGUCUAGUCAAUUAUAUACUAUGAGCUACAUAUGACUAUAAUCCCAAAGAUUUCUAUAAACCGUAAGAUUUUAUAAGAGAUGUAUAAAUGUUAUUUCUUUUAGCACAAUUUAACGAAUAUUGAUGUUUUGACAGUGGGUAAAAGGUCACAGAAAUGGAUAUCCGACAAACUAAACAAUAUCGAAGAUAAAACGCGUAAUUAUUCGGCACAAAAUCAGAAUAUGUAAACGAGUAUUCCAUAUAACAAUACACAAUAACAGUUCCAUUUUAUAUAAGGAUGCCUAUUUCUGUGACAUUUCUUCACAAAAUAGUAUAUCGCUUUUUGUUUAAUAUUGUUGAGGUACAAAAAUAUUGAGGAAUUGGACAUGCAAUUUAGGAAUACAGCAGGUUUGUCAAAAUGCUGGAAUCUUUAUUGGAAUCACCAGUUUCCAAUAUAAAAUAUAGAUUGUCCAAAAAACAUUCAAUGUUCUUGUACUGUAAUAAGAAUCGAACAUUUUCGAAGUAUCUGAUUUUGAGUGCUCAGAACGACAUCGGUGUAAUUCCUCAUCAACCUUUAGAUAUGCCCACAAUUAACAGAGUUUAAGCAGGCUAUACACGGCCAAUGUAAGUUAGUUUCUAAAACGAAAGAUCUUCAGCCUGUAUGGCCAGCAUAAGGUGUGAUAAGAAUGACCAUAUUUGUAUCGUGAAUGGCACUUUAUAAAAAGUGAAUCAUAAUAUUAUAGUAGUUUUGCCUGCAUUAACAUAACAAGAUAACUAUAAACCCCGGAUUGUAUUAUUGUUUGAUAAAUGGAACAACAAUACUAGAUACCAAAACAUUUGUGCAUCGGUGAAUUUUGAGCAUGAUUAUAUGUUUUAUAUAUUUAAUUACGGAGUUAUAGACAAUUACUAGAGGAAUUAAUGUGAAUAUAUGUAUUUAUGAUGGAGAUAAUUGUGUAUUAAUAAAUGUUGGAAAUGUGC
This is a messenger RNA of Acanthoscelides obtectus, 2825 nucleotides long. The record is from the annotation of a GenBank genome assembly. Lineage: Eukaryota; Metazoa; Arthropoda; Insecta; Coleoptera; Chrysomelidae.